Molecule: messenger RNA, 660 nt
Organism: Dalotia coriaria
Lineage: Eukaryota; Metazoa; Arthropoda; Insecta; Coleoptera; Staphylinidae
Gene: LSm7
Product: U6 snRNA-associated Sm-like protein LSm7
Exons: 2
Coding region: 118-459 (113 amino acids)
Biological process (GO): nuclear-transcribed mRNA catabolic process; mRNA splicing, via spliceosome
Cellular component (GO): catalytic step 2 spliceosome; U6 snRNP; spliceosomal tri-snRNP complex
Molecular function (GO): RNA binding
Source: RefSeq, a predicted model, not a curated record
AGACUGGAUUUCGCGCAUGUGUAGCAUUAUGUGUAUAUGAACGUCGGCUAACCUAAAAAUUCUACGCAACGCACAAGCGUCGUUAUUCAUUUGUUUCGUUCGUUGAGUAUCCUCACUAUGGCUGCAGCAAUGGAUAAAAAGGCCCCAACUACAGGCGAUGGCAAAGAAAAGAAACGUAAAGAGUCAAUCUUGGAUUUAUCAAAGUACUUGGAGAAAACCAUUCGAGUGAAGUUUGCGGGCGGGCGCGAAGCCGCUGGCAUCCUCAAAGGUUACGAUCCUUUGCUUAAUCUGGUCCUGGACAACACCACAGAAUAUCUACGUGAUCCCGAUGAUCCCUACAAACUGGUGGAAGAUACAAGACCCCUUGGUUUGGUUGUCUGCAGAGGCACCAGUGUUAUACUCAUAUGUCCCAUGGAAGGCAUGGAAUCAAUACCUAAUCCAUUUAUACAGCAAGAUUAGUUUACUUUAGGAUAAUGCUACUUUAAUUUUUAUGUCUUAUAUUGUAUUUCUUUUGAUUUAUUUAAUGCUGGCAUUCUUCAUAACAAAUUUCACUUGACUGAGUAAUGCUUGUUUUGAUAUAGGUAUAUAUAUUGGUUUUGGAAAUUAUUCCUUUGUUUUGAUUUAUGAACAAUAAAAAACUUGUUUGUAGAAGUAAACAAA